AUAAGAUCAGAUCACUUCCUGGCCAUCCAUCUCCCCAAAAACCCUUUCCGAGAGUUAUUUCAAAAGGGAAUAUAUUCCAUUUCAAAUGUCCCAAAAACCAGUUGUAGGCCUCCUUGGAGGAGGCCAGUUGGGCCGCAUGCUUUGCGAGGCAGCAGGACCCCUUGGCUUCCCCAUUGCCAUACUUGACGAGGGAAACAGUCCUGCCAAGCAGGCCCUCCAUGGGCCGCACGUUGACGGCUCCUUCAAGGACCCUCAGAAAAUCCGCGAACUCGCCAGGAAGUGCGACGUGCUCACCGUCGAGAUCGAGCACGUCGACACCGAGGUCCUGGAGGAAAUCGCUACCAAAGGUGUCGAGGUUGAAGGGUCCAUGAAAAAGAUCCCGGUGAACCCCUCAUGGGAGACGAUCCGCCUGAUCCAGGACAAGUUCCUCCAGAAAGAGCACUACAGGAAACACAAGCUGCCGAUCGCGGAGCAGGUAGCUAUCGAGUCGGGAGACGCCAUGCUGCCAUCGCUCAAGGAGGCCGGGCGUAAGUUUGGUUACCCUCUGAUGCUCAAGGCACGAAAGGGCUCCUACGAUGGUCGGGGUAACUUUAAAAUAUCAAGCGAGGCAGACCUGGAGCAGGCCGUCAAGGAACUUGGCUCUUUAUCUCUUUACGCUGAGAAGUGGUGCAAAUUCGUCCAAGAGCUCGCCGUCAUGGCCGUCAGGACUGAGGAUGACCAAGGAAACCUGAAAUCCCUGGCAGCAUACCCUGCCGUUGAGACCAUCCACGAGGACAGCAUUUGCACCAAGACGUUCAUGCCGCCCAGGAAUGUGUCGGUCGAAAUCUGUGAGAAGGCCAGAGAAACAGCACGCCAAGUCAUCUCAACUAUCUCUGGGAGGGGUGUCUUUGCCGUCGAGAUGUUUUUACUGGAAGACAGUUCCAUCUUGGUCAACGAGGUCGCACCGAGGCCUCAUAAUUCUGGUCAUUACACCAUCGAGGCCGUGCCAUACUUUUCGCAAUACAAAGCUCAGCUAUACGCCCUUCUGGAUCUGCCCAUACCAAAACAGCUGAAGCCUCGGGUUGCUUCCGCAAUCAUGAUAAACAUUCUUGGUGGCGCUGGGCCCGAGUCCCACAACGACCUGGUAGAGACUGCAGCCCGCUCAUUCGAAGACGACGUCGACGUCUACGUUCACCUUUACGGCAAGGCUAGCAAGCCCGGAAGGAAGAUUGGCCACAUCACCAUCACAUCAGAGCUCGGCAUUGCAGAGCUACAGAAAAAGUCGGAGCAUUUGUUCGUCCUGGCUGAUGCGAUGCGGGCAGAGCGCCUGAAGGCGGCAUCUGCGCAGUUGAGGCCACAAGAAUCAGUCGUCAAGUCGGGCCCCGGUGCAACCCCAGCUAAGACGGAUGCACUGGUGCUCGUGACCAUGGGGUCGGAUUCGGAUUUGCCUGUGAUGAAGGCAGGUCUUGACAUCCUGAAGCAAUUUGGGGUGCCGUACGAAGUGAGGAUCACGUCUGCCCACAGGACGCCGAACCUGAUGGGAGAUGUGGCUGCCCAGGCCGCAGGUCGCGGAAUCAAGGUAGCCAUUGCUGCGGCUGGCGGCGCUGCCCAUCUACCCGGCAUGUUUGCAUCCCACUGCCCCAUCCCAGUGAUCGGUGUGCCUGUCAAGGCCACUCACUUGGACGGGCAGGACAGCCUUCUCAGCAUCGUACAGAUGCCCAGGGGUGUCCCCGUGGCCACGGUAGGCAUCAACAACUCCACCAACGCGGCGCUCCUUGCCAUCCGCAUGCUUGGGUCUUUCAUUCCCAAAUACCAAGACCAGAUGAAGAGUUACCAACAGGACAUGGAAGAUGCCGUCUUGGCCAAGGAUGAGGAGCUACGUGGUAUCGGGUAUGAGUCUUACCUCGCCAAAAUGGCAAUUCCGAAUAGGGCGAAUCCUGGGCAAGCUGGCAUCCCGAAACGGGCGAUGGCUCCAUGCGGUUCUGACAAGGUCUCCGUUUUGAGGGGCAAUGGGGGGCCACGAGAGACAACCCUGGCGAACGAUUACGAUUCAAUGCGUGGGCGCACAAGACGAGCGCAUACUAAGUCAUCCAAUGGCUGUCUCGCAUGUAAACAGAGGCACAUAAAGUGCGACGAGGGAGGCCCGCCCUGCUCCAAUUGCAUCAUCCGCAAGGCCGCCUCCGCCUGCACAUAUCCGAGCCGGCGGACCUCUCGGCCCGUCUCGGCGACGUCGCCGGGGCAGCUCAGCACCUGUAGUAGUAGCAGCAGCGGCAGCUCAGGUAGCUCAAGCAGCUCAGGCAGCUCAGGCAGUCUUAGCGACACCAACAUGACGGCCGCAAUGUUCGCCAACUGGAAGCGCGACCCGGCCAUGAUAGCUCCGGAUCCCAUGGACCCGCUGAUGAGCCCGAUCCACGCCAGGCCAUGGACGCCCUCGCCACGCUCAUUCUCGAGCUCCGCCGAGGAUGUCACCACUAGCACCGCCAGCAUCCUCGGCGGCGGGUUCCUUUCCAGGACCCCAUCGCCGGACCGGCAGCGCCUCGAGCUGGAGCUGUUUCACCGGUGGUCGUCGCAUACGUACCGCGGCUUAUGCAUCCUGCCCGAGUGCGCGAGCUACUUCGCCACGGCGCUGCCGCGGUCCAUGCUCCAGCACGAUUUUAUGCUCAGCGCCGUCCUGGCCCUGUCGGCCCUCGACAUCGCCGUCUCCAACGUCGACCGCGGCCGCGAAGUAGAGGGCAGGAGGUAUUUGCAAGCCGCCUUCGAGUACUGCACCGCUGCGACGGAACAAUUCCGCGGCGCCAUAGGGAGCGGUGACGCCAGUAGUGGUGAUGGUGGCGAUUAUGAAAGCGGCAGCGGCGACGAUAGCACAGUCAAGGUGGGAACCGUGCCCGUCACGCGCGACAACAUCGACGUCUUUACCCACUUUGCCACCCUCAACGGCUUCUUCCACCUCGCUCUGCCGUCGGUGUACGGCGCCAGCCGUCUGCCCGUGCACAGUGGGAUCAGGAGGAGUAAUAGUAUAAGUAGCAACAGCAGUAGUAGUGUUAGUAAUGUGAGCUUAAAUAGUAGCAGCGUCCACAGCAGCGGCGGCGGCGGCGGCGGCGGCGGCACCCCCGGAAAAGGCGGCAUCAUCAGCACAGACGACCCACCCCCACUCAUCCCACCCCCGGACGAGCUGAUACAGUCGACGCCGGGCAUCUCGCGCUUCCACUCGUACCUGUGCAUGUUUGCCGGCUCGGUCCACACGGCCUCGCUCAACUGGGAAUGGUACAUGUCGAGUCCCGCGGGGUCUUCGCCACGGCUCCUCGCGGCCGCCGCCGCGGCCACGGACAAGGACUGGGAGGCGCGCGAGCUGAUCGACCCGGAGACGCGGGCGAUGCUGCACCGAGCGGAGCGCAUCGCGCGCACGGUCCGCGUCUCGUCGUGGCGCCAAGGCCGCGCCGUGGUCGGCGACGACGGCGCCGGCCUGAGCGGCGACCAGGUGUUUUGGGAGAUACCUUCGUACCGCGGGGCCGUGGCCUCGCUGGCCGAGAAGUUUGCCGAGCUCGAGCUCGGCCGCAUGGUCGCCCCCUUUCGCGUCAUGGUCGGCGGCAGCACCCACACCGGCCGCCGCCUGGUCGCCGGCGACGACGAGCAGCUGCAGCGCGCCCUCGGCGGCGAGUACCUCGUCGGCCUGGGCAGCCGCGAGCCCGUCGCGCUCAUCGUCGCCAUCUUCAUCUUUGUCUGCGUCGCCCGCAGCCUCAAGGCCCGCUACGGCGCCAUGUUGUGGUGGGUCAGGACCCUCGCCGUCGAGGUUAUCGAAGAGGCGACGACGAUAUGCAUGCGCGAGAUUGGCUACCUCGAGGACACGAGGGAGGUUUGCAAAUGGGCGAGGAAGGAUGUCGGGUUAGAUCCAUUAUAG
This is a messenger RNA of Pyricularia grisea, 3877 nucleotides long. RefSeq lists its product as uncharacterized. Bases 86 to 3877 code for a protein of 1263 amino acids. Gene Ontology annotation, biological process: regulation of DNA-templated transcription; 'de novo' IMP biosynthetic process. The record is from RefSeq and is a predicted model, not a curated record. Gene Ontology annotation, molecular function: ATP binding; zinc ion binding; DNA-binding transcription factor activity, RNA polymerase II-specific. Lineage: Eukaryota; Fungi; Ascomycota; Sordariomycetes; Magnaporthales; Pyriculariaceae. The transcript is spliced from 7 exons.